AUGAUGGGCAUUGCGUCAGGCAUCGCCGCACUCGGACUGGCCAUCGUGGGUGAGUCACAGACGGAGGGGUCACUGGGGGGAUGUGUUGUGUGUCGUUCUCUCUGCCUUCCGUCUUUUGAAGGUGCGACGUCGUCUCCCUUCUGCCAACUGGUCUACUCUGCGUGUGUGGCUGCAUUUGUGGCCGCUUUGGCUUUUGCACUUCUCGCCAAGGAGCAGGCGACGUCGAAUCUCUACUUCUUCAUCAGUGGUAGGUAGGCACCUCACCUCACCCCCCAAUCGACCAACACCGGCUCGCAUAGCCAGCCAUUGGUGUGUCCAUCCAUCCCUGCCCUACUCACGUCAUCUGCUCAUCAGUUUGCUUGUAUGUCCAAAUCCCCGGGGCGAUCGACUUCUGGUACACGGCGGACCCCGCAUGUGUGCCGAACGGGCCUAACUUCGGUUUCACCUACUACCAGACAGUCUCGCGGCUGGUCGGCAGCCUGGCAAUGGGGCUGGGUUUGGUUAUAUUCCACACAGUGGUCACAAAGUGGCGGUUUCGGAAAGCCUUCUGGAUGAUGACGAUUGUGCGGAUUGUGGCGUCGUGUGUGGACCUGCUGAUCAUAGAGCGGGUCAAUAUCAAGAUGGGGGUCCCUGACAAGGCGGCGUUCGUGCUGUAAGUGGGCAUGAGAAAGAGAGAGGGAAGGACAGAGGGAGGAGACAUAGUGGGGUCUGCCUGUGUGUGUGUGUGUGGUGUGGGGCUGUUGUGUUGCAGUGGUGAUGCCAUGAUUCUCAACUUGGCGAGUAUGCUGGACAUCAUGCCCGGCAUCCUCAUGCUGUCGAGGCUGACAUCGCCUUCAGUGUAUGUGUGCAGCCACAUACCCACAACACAACACCCAUACCCGCACCAGAAUCAUAUGUGUGUGUGUGUCUCUCUCUCUCUCUCUCUGUGUGUGUGUGUGUGUGUGUCUCAGCGCCACCUCAUCGUACGCGGUGCUUCAGAGCUUCAUGAAUUUCGGCCAGAACGCCUCCCUCGCCCUCGGUGUGUGGCUGAUUGAGGUGCUGGGCAUCAAGACCGGCAGCGACGGGUCGGGUGAAUGCGAUUUCCGCAACCUGACCUAUCUCGUGCUGGUGGCCCACAUCAUCCUGCCGGCCAUGUGCAUACCGCUAACCUUUCUGCUGAUACCCGAUAUGCCCAUCAUGCCGCCUUCGAGCGGUGGUGGCGGUGAUGGUGACGAGUCUGGCGGCUCGCCCCAGCCCCCCCAGCCCCCUGCAGCAGCUGUCGUGAGCGGCUCGAUGGAGCCCAUUAUCUGA
This is a messenger RNA of Vitrella brassicaformis, 1290 nucleotides long. The record is from the annotation of a GenBank genome assembly. Lineage: Eukaryota; Vitrellaceae.